GGUGUGGGAAGAGGACUGUUAUUAGCUACGUUGCUCGCAGGUUGGGUCUGCAUGUAGUUGAAUACAGCUGUCAUAACCUAAUGGCAUCAUCAGAGAGAAAGACAUCGGUUGCACUAGCUCAAGCUUUCAGUACAGCUCAACGUUACUCACCUACAAUACUUCUUCUCCGCCAUUUUGAUGUGUUCCGGAAUUUGGGCUCUCAAGAAGGUUCACCAAGUGAUCAUAUGGGCAUCACUUCUGAAAUUGCAUCAGUUAUCAGAGAAUUUACUGAGCCAGUUUCUGAAGAUGGAGACAUCAAUUCUGCUGGAGAACUAAAUGGUGAAUUUCAGGGGAGCAAUGGUGUAGAUGUACAGAGACAUCAAGUGCUGUUUAUUGCAGCUGCUGAUGCAUCUGAAGGGCUACCACCAACUAUUAGGCGUUGCUUUAGCCACGAAAUAAGCAUGGGUUCUUUGACCGAAGAUCAAAGGGUUAAACUGCUGUCACAAUCACUGCAAAAUGUCUCUCAACUCCUUCCUAAUAUUGAUAUGGAAGAUUUUAUAAAGGAUGUAGUUGGACAGACAUCUGGUUUCAUGCCCAGGGAUAUGCAUGCUUUGAUAGCUGAUGCUGGUGCUAGCUUAUUUUCCAGUGGCAAUAUUUCUAUCGAUCCAGAUGAGCCCAAGAAAUUAAAUCAGUCUGUACAACUUCAAGAAGAACCUGACAGUAAGUCUAUUGAAGUUGUGCCUCAGAUGCUGGGGAAAGAAAACUUGACAAAAGCACUGGAGAGGUCAAAGAAAAGGAAUGCAUCAGCAUUGGGUACUCCAAAGGUUCCCAACGUCAAAUGGGAAGAUGUCGGUGGGCUUGAGGAUGUCAAGAAAUCAAUUCUGGAUACUGUUCAGUUGCCUCUUCUGCAUAAGGAUUUAUUUUCCUCCGGCCUGCGCAAGCGUUCUGGUGUUCUUUUGUAUGGACCACCUGGAACAGGGAAAACUUUAUUAGCAAAAGCUGUUGCAACGGAGUGCUCCCUCAACUUUCUCAGUGUAAAAGGACCUGAACUAAUCAACAUGUACAUAGGAGAAUCAGAGAAAAAUGUUCGAGACAUUUUUCAGAAGGCUAGAACAGCACGCCCCUGUGUUAUCUUUUUUGAUGAACUUGAUUCUCUUGCUCCAGCGAGGGGUGCCUCAGGGGAUUCUGGGGGCGUCAUGGACAGAGUGGUUUCCCAGAUGCUUGCGGAAAUUGAUGGCCUAAAUGAUUCAUCACAGGAUCUCUUCAUAAUAGGGGCAAGCAACAGACCAGAUCUAAUUGACCCAGCACUUCUACGGCCCGGCCGAUUUGAUAAGCUUCUAUAUGUUGGAGUAAAUUCGGAUGCUUCUUAUAGAGAGAGGGUUCUCAAAGCACUCACCCGGAAGUUUAAAUUACAUGAAGACGUGUCUCUGUACUCAAUAGCAAAGAAAUGCCCCCCAAACUUCACUGGUGCAGAUAUGUAUGCUUUAUGUGCAGAUGCUUGGUUUAAUGCAGCAAAGCGCAAGGUUUCAAGUUCAGAUGUGGAUUCUUCCUCUGCAGACAAUCAAGUUGAUUCUGUCAUUGUCGAAUAUGACGACUUUGUCCAGGUCUUGAGAGACCUUUCUCCUUCUCUGUCCAUGGCCGAACUUAAGAAGUACGAGUUGCUUCGAGACCAAUUUGAAGGAGCUUCAAAUGUCUAGCCCCCUUAAGAUUGUCUUAGACGGGCAUAAAUCCAAGAAUAUUCUACUAUUCUAG
Molecule: messenger RNA, 1731 nt
Organism: Morus notabilis
Lineage: Eukaryota; Viridiplantae; Streptophyta; Magnoliopsida; Rosales; Moraceae
Product: peroxisome biogenesis protein 6
Exons: 14
Biological process (GO): protein import into peroxisome matrix
Cellular component (GO): peroxisomal membrane; cytosol
Molecular function (GO): ATP binding; ATP hydrolysis activity
Source: RefSeq, a predicted model, not a curated record